AUGAGUAUAGACGGGAUCACGAACCCGCAUGUAGAUGGCUUCAAGUGUACAUAUCUAGGAUGCAAGGACGAGCCAUUCCCGACCCAGUACCAGUUGAACUCCCACGCCAAGGUGCACUCAUCAAACCGGCCGCACUAUUGCGCAGUAAAGGACUGCCCUCGAAGUGAGGGCGGGGCAGGGUUCAAGAGGAAGAACGAGAUGAUCCGGCAUGGGUUUAUACAUGAUUCGCUAGGCUACGGGUGCCCGUUCUGCCCAGAUAGAGAUCACAAGUUCCCACGGCCAGACAAUCUUCAGAGACAUGUCAAGGUUCAUCACGUGGACAAGGACAAAAAUGACCAAAAACUUAGAGAUAUACUCGGGCAGAGACCUAACGGGCAUAGCAAACGUAGACGGCGGGAGCGCCCAAAUUAA
This is a messenger RNA of Amorphotheca resinae ATCC 22711, 411 nucleotides long. RefSeq lists its product as hypothetical. Gene Ontology annotation, cellular component: nucleus. Gene Ontology annotation, biological process: regulation of transcription by RNA polymerase II. NCBI's taxonomy places the organism in Eukaryota, Fungi, Ascomycota, Leotiomycetes, Helotiales, Amorphothecaceae. The record is from RefSeq and is a predicted model, not a curated record. Bases 1 to 411 code for a protein of 136 amino acids. The transcript is spliced from 3 exons.